AUGGUCCAGUUUUUUCUGCCUGGAUUGACUUGGAACCGACAACUCCCAGGCUACCGUGUGUUUGCAACAGCGAGGAGGCUGGAGUCUAUGGAGGAGCUAGCCGCACUCGGAAUAGAGACGUCUGAGCUGGACGUGACGAAUCUGGAGGCAAUCCAGCAACUCAGACAGGACAUCUCGCUGAAAACGGGUGGAAAGCUGGACGUUCUAGUCAAUAAUGCUGGCCAAGGUUACGACCAAGCUAUUACCGAUGCCUCCCCAGAACGGAUUCGCGAAAUCAUUGACGUCAACCUCACCGCGCCGAUGGUGAUGCUCACCGAAUUUUCUCACCUGCUCAUCGCGUCAGGCGACGGCCGAGUUGCCCAGAUUGGGAGCAUUACGGGGAUCAUGCCCAGCCCGUUCAGCGCAGCGUACAAUGCGAGCAAGGCCGGAAUUCACGCCUUUUCGAAUUCGGCACGCAUAGAGCUGGCGCCCUUCAAUGUCAAGGUUAUCAACGUGCUGACUGGCGUAAUUGAGAGCAAUAUUUGGCGCAAAGGCAGCCUCCCCGACGACUCGCUGUACAAACCCAUGGAGGAUCUCUACCAAGAACAUCGCAUCAACAUUCCCAGAGAGACCAUGACCCCCACAGAAGUAUAUGCACGUGCCGUCGUCCGCGAAACCCAUAAAACAAAGCCCAGCUCGUGGAUCUGGAUCGGAAAGCAUACUACCUUGGUAUGGCUCGUCGACACCUUCCGCCCAAGAUUUGCGUGGGACUAUCUAAUCAACCAUAUGUUCGGAUUCAAUGAGUUUGUUGCGCGGCUCACAAGCCGCAAGGCCCAGAAGGACAAACCCACCGCAGCGACGAUGACCGCAGAGUAG
Mycena indigotica is the source of this 855-nucleotide messenger RNA. Its product is annotated as Short-chain dehydrogenase/reductase family protein. Gene Ontology annotation, molecular function: triacylglycerol lipase activity; acylglycerone-phosphate reductase (NADP+) activity. Lineage: Eukaryota; Fungi; Basidiomycota; Agaricomycetes; Agaricales; Mycenaceae. Bases 1 to 855 code for a protein of 284 amino acids. The record is from RefSeq and is a predicted model, not a curated record. Gene Ontology annotation, cellular component: endoplasmic reticulum; lipid droplet. The transcript has 7 exons. Gene Ontology annotation, biological process: phosphatidic acid biosynthetic process; triglyceride catabolic process.